Messenger RNA from Cyprinus carpio (common carp), 1849 nucleotides. Its product is annotated as induced myeloid leukemia cell differentiation protein Mcl-1 homolog. Gene Ontology annotation, biological process: mitochondrial fusion; extrinsic apoptotic signaling pathway in absence of ligand; release of cytochrome c from mitochondria. NCBI's taxonomy places the organism in Eukaryota, Metazoa, Chordata, Actinopteri, Cypriniformes, Cyprinidae. Gene Ontology annotation, cellular component: mitochondrial outer membrane. Gene Ontology annotation, molecular function: protein heterodimerization activity; channel activity; protein homodimerization activity. The record is from RefSeq and is a predicted model, not a curated record.
CGAAACUUCCCACCAACGUUUCGCCUUGCUAAAGUAAAAUGUAGUAGAUUUGCGAUAAGUUUCAAUUUGCAAGGACUUCGUUCUCUACCGUAUACCGUAAAAUUGGAUUAAACGCAUUAAUGUGAAUUAGCAAAAAUGUUCCCUGGGAGUAAAGUUUCAAACGACAACGGCUUUUGGCCAUGCAUCGGAAUAACAGCUCUUAACGUCUCCAGCAGAUCCAGCAAGCCACUGGUAAUGCCAGAACUGAAAACCCAGAACCCGUUUACAAGGAACGGACUCCAGGGCUCGGUACCAUCUUCGCCUGAGUCGGAUUGCGAGAAAACACCAGAUGAAUACACGUCUAACCGUAUCUACGACGCCCUGGAAAUGGACACACGAGAGAUUAUUGACAUUUUCUUAAAAAACUUUACUGGAUUGCCUCAUUCUAAACGUGGGAAUAAACAGGUUCUGGAAACGAUGAAUCGGGUUGUGGAAAGUCUUGUGGUGAAGCACGAACUGGCUUACAAAGGUAUGAUCGCACGGCUGAAUCUGGAGCAGAAAGGAGAAGAUGUGAGUUUUGUUAAGACUGUGGCAACAGAACUCUUCAGCGAUGGCAUCACAAACUGGGGUCGCAUUGCCAGCCUGCUUACAUUUGGGGCAAUGGUAUGCAAGCAUCAGAAGGAUAAAGGACUUAGCAAUUGUGUGAGUCUGGUGGGGAAAGAGAUCUCUAACUACCUUCUCACAGCCCAGCGGGACUGGCUGCUCAAAAACAAAGCAUGGGAUGGCUUUGUGGAAUUUUUUCGUGUCCCAGAUACAGAAGGGGCUGUGAGAAACGCAUUGAUGGCCAUUGGUAGUGUGGCUACAUUCGGAGCUGCACUUGCUUAUUUGAUUCGGUGAUUCCAAAUGAACUUUGUGACAGAAGACAAAAAGGAAUCUACCUGAACAAUUUGUUUUUUUUUUUAAAAGUGUACAAGAUGAAUCAGUUUUUCUUUUUUCAAUGUAUAUAUAUAUAUAUAGUUAUUUUUUUUUUUGGAUGUCAAAUGUGUAUAAAAAAGUCAUCUUUUGAGAAAUCGAAAACUAUUUUUUUAUUAAAAAGUGAAAUUGAAAAAUUUCAGAUCUGAAUUGUUGAUCUGCAUGUGCAAUUAACAAUUUCAGUGUCAGUUUUUGUGUGCAGUUUACACAAGAAUCAUGUUAAAUUGUCAGUACACUUCCAGCAGUAUAUUUAUUUAUAUAUGUAUAUAUAAAUUGGGAAUUUUGAAAAAGAUGGCAUGCAUUAAAAUUCACAAAUACUUGUUGCAUCUGCUAUAAAAAGUUGUGUAAUUACCCAUUUUAGUACAACACCUUCACAUUUCCAUAAUGUCCCUUUUUGUUUCAGAAAUAUAGUGCACAUAUAUCCCACACAUGACUUCAGGUGCUGGCUUUAGCUGAUAAGUAAGCUUUAAAGCUUUUAUCUAAAAGCUUAUGGUGGUUUUGUGUUGAGUCCUUGUUUAGGACUAUGAUAGCUAACCGCAAGGCUGCUAAAUGUUUUCAUUACCUGCAGAUGGACCUUUUAGAUACACUGAGAAGUUUGAGAAGUAGUUAUGGUCAUUGACCUUUUUCUGUGAAUAUGCUGUUUUCUAAAAUGCUAAUUAAACCAUUUUUUUUUUGUAAAAUAUUGUUUGUUGAUUAAUCCCUCACCACAGGUCCACGAGUCCAAGGUUUAUGUGCUUUAUUUAGUCCAUUAUUUAUAGCUUCAAAGGUUUUCUAGAUUUUUAUCUAUAUGUUGUAGCUGACUUGUGUAAAUGGCUAAGGAGUUGUCAUUGUGGCCUGUGGAAAUGUUUUGGUAAGUUUGACAGUAUAUAAAAAUAUAUUUUUAUUUUGUCACCCAGAA